AAGUAUCUGAUUAAUGAUUUGCAUAGAAUGAAUCCGAAAAUACCUCAUUUAUUCCCAGAAUAUGCUCGUGAAAAUAUCUCAUUCAGUGUAGAAAAAGGUGAGAGUUUUCUGAAGAUUCCAACAUGUAUCACCACAAACACAGACCGCUUUUCGAUUGGAAUUAUUUUCCACCAUAUGAGGAUAUCGAGAAUGGAGAACCAGGUCCUUUAUAUUAUUCAGAGCGAUUAAACGAAAUCUCCGAAGAAUACAUGAGAGUAAAGAACAGAAUGAAUAUGAAAGACAUCGAAAUAAUUAGUAUAUCUUCAAUUGAGAACAAGUUUCUGCGAAGAAGUUAUGAGUUGAAGAAACAACAAAAGAAAAGGGAAAAUCAGUUCAUAUUUGAAUUUGAUUUAUUUCACGGUACGAAAUACGAAUCAGCCAAGAACAUUUUCAUAGAAAAUUUCGAUUGGCGUAGGGCUGGGAGCAGAAGCAAACGCUGUUAUUAUGGAAAAGGGGUAUAUUUCACGCAUGAUGCUACUAUUUCGAGGAAAUAUCCCAAGAAAUCGAUUGGACUCAGAUAUAUGAUUUUGAGUAAAGUAUUGGUUGGAUAUUUCGCAUCAGGGGAGAGAUGGAUGACAAUUCCUCCACCUGGUACAGAUACGACAGUUUCCAGAGAUAAAAUGGAAUUUGUGAAAUUUGAGGAUAAUGAGUUCUGUCCUACACACGAAAUAGUUUUCAUCAUAAAGGAUGUUGGGGAUGAGGAAUCAAGUUUUGCAAUCGAUGGUAUUGAGCCACAAGGUUCUAUCGUGAUUGGUAACAGUUCAAAUGAUUCUUCUGAUGAUGAGGAAGAUAGCUAUAGUGACAGUAGCUCUGAUGAGUCUGAGGAAGAUUGUGAAGAUCAGCAAAACGAGAAUUUUUCCUUAAGAAAUUUGUUUGGAUUCAUUAAAAUGAUCGUGCAGCACACAAUGAAGUUGCUUUCAUUAUCAAUCACUGGAAAAGGAGACUAUGAUGAUAGUGAAAGUGAUAGUUCCGAAGAUUGUUCGGUAUAUGAAGAUGUACUGAGCAAUGAUUAACAACAUGAAAUGGAAAUAUAUAUUUUUUGAACAUUUUACACUUAAAUUCAAUUAUUUCAUCUGCUAUAUUAUGUUAAAUUUGGAAUCCCUUUUUUCACUGAAUGUUUCUUCAAAUUCUAUAUUUUGUUCUUUUCAAUA
Molecule: messenger RNA, 1190 nt
Organism: Coccinella septempunctata (seven-spotted ladybird)
Lineage: Eukaryota; Metazoa; Arthropoda; Insecta; Coleoptera; Coccinellidae
Product: protein mono-ADP-ribosyltransferase PARP12-like
Exons: 2
Coding region: 123-1052 (309 amino acids)
Molecular function (GO): NAD+ poly-ADP-ribosyltransferase activity
Source: RefSeq, a predicted model, not a curated record